This is a messenger RNA of Scatophagus argus, 2254 nucleotides long. RefSeq names its product nuclear receptor subfamily 5, group A, member 5 (gene nr5a5). Bases 201 to 1832 code for a protein of 543 amino acids. Gene Ontology annotation, molecular function: RNA polymerase II cis-regulatory region sequence-specific DNA binding; nuclear receptor activity; zinc ion binding. The transcript has 7 exons. NCBI's taxonomy places the organism in Eukaryota, Metazoa, Chordata, Actinopteri, Scatophagidae. Gene Ontology annotation, cellular component: RNA polymerase II transcription regulator complex. The record is from RefSeq and is a predicted model, not a curated record. Gene Ontology annotation, biological process: hormone-mediated signaling pathway; tissue development; regulation of transcription by RNA polymerase II.
CAGGCAGGAGAGGUUUUAUGACACCCAGUACAGAUCGAAGUCCACUUGUGGGCCUCGAACAACCAUCAGUCCACCGGGGCUGUCGGGCCUUCCUGCCGGCCUCUCUGUGGCUCACCUGCAGCAUGUCUCCGGUCUCAUGAUCUCUGCAACAAUGAAGAUCAGGCUAGACUGACUCCGAAGCUCACGUCCCAUCGGCCAGAAUGGACCUACCUGGUUAUCACCCAGAGCAGCCCCAGCCUCUUGUCCAACAUCCUGGCAACUGCACAGAGGGUCUGUUAACUCUGGAGGGAUCAUCAACGUCUCAGGAGUUAAAGACAGAGCCAGAGUGCAGGCCAGAGUCAGAGGAGAGCUGUCCUGUCUGUGGUGACAAAGUGUCGGGAUACCACUAUGGGCUUCUCACUUGUGAAAGCUGCAAGGGCUUCUUUAAACGUUCAGUGCAGAAUAACAAGAAUUACACCUGUGCAGAACAACAAAGGUGCCCUAUGAACCUGUCGCAGAGGAAACGUUGUCCUUUCUGUCGCUUCCAAAAGUGUUUGGCAGUAGGCAUGAGGAAAGAAGCGGUUAGAGCCGAUCGUAUGAGAGGUGGCAGGAAUAAAUUCGGCCCUCUGUAUCGGCGGGACAGGCAGAUGAAGCAGCAAAAAGUGCGUCACCAGGCAAACACUGCUCCCUACAGGAUUAAGAUGGAAACUACCCAAAUACACCGGCCCACAGCUGCAAAUGACCCUCAGUUAAUGAGCAGUCACACAAGUGCUCCAUUGUCCUCUGAUACUUUUCAUCAUUCCCACAUGUAUCCCUCUGGCCUUGGACAGUCGGGUGCACCGAUGCCUCUGGACUGCACUAUGAAUGUAGACAGGGUGCUCAAUCCUCCAUCCAUGCCCUUACCUGGACUGUACCACCGCACGUUCCCCGGAUACCUCCAGGAGAAAGGAGAAAUGUCUGUUAGCUACAGCCCAGCUCCCGCAAACUAUCCGGUGCACCCAGCUCCAAACAGUACAUUUACACUAAGAAACACACCAUCAUCAUCACCCUGCUCUACACCGAUCUCAACCACCCCUCUCUCACAGGCUCCCACCCAAACCCCAGAGACCCCCUCAUCUGCCAGUCUUACACCCAACUUCCUAAGCCAGCUCCUGGAGGGAGAGCAGGAUGAAAGCCAGCUCUGUGCCAAGGUUGUCGCCACUCUGCAGAGAGAACAGGCCAACCGUGGCAAACAUGACCGCUUAAAUACCUUCAGCAUCAUGUGCAAGAUGGCUGACCAGACUCUGUUUGGGCUUGUGCAAUGGGCCAGGAACAGUGCACUCUUCAAGGAGCUCAAGGUGGAGGACCAGAUGGUGCUGCUGCAGAGCUGCUGGAGCGAGCUGCUCGUCCUGGAUCACCUCUGUAGACAGGUGACCUAUGGCAAAGAGGGCUGCAUAUAUCUGGUCACAGGACAACAGAUUGAGGUGUCGACCAUCCUCUCUCAGGCAGGAGUGACACUGAGUGGCCUGGUAUCCAGGACCCAGGACCUGGUUUCCAAAUUGAAGGUCCUCCAGCUUGACAAACAUGAGUUUGUCUGUCUCAAAUACUUGGUGCUUUUCAACCCUGAUGUGAAGUCAGUGCAGAGCCGUGGACAGGUGGAGCAGACUCAAGAGCGGGUGAACAGGGCCCUGAUGGAGCACACACAACGUAGUCAUCCAGGACACCCAGACAAGUUCGGCCAGCUGCUUCUCCGGCUGCCUGAAGUACGCAGCAUUAGCCUGCAGGUUGAGGAGUAUUUGUACCAGCGGCAUCUUCUGGGAGAUUUGCCCUGCAACUCUCUACUCACCGAGAUGCUGCACACCAAGCACAGCUGAGAAGAUGCUGCUGUAUCGUCAAGCCCUGGUGACACUAGAGUGGCACUGUCUGAGUUUGCUGCUAUGAAUAUUUGUACCUCCAUUUUGGCCUUUCAGAUCCCACUGUAGUUUUUACUUUUGGUGAUUGUUGCAAAUAGUAAAAAUGGACACUACAAGACAAGAGUCCUUAAAGCUUCAAGCACUGAGGUGAGGGGAAAAAUGUGGGAAAUUUUUACUAAACAUAUUUCACCCAAGUGCCCAUUAUUACCAGUAUUACCACAGCCAAAACACCCAGUAAAUGCUUUUUUAUUCUGUCAGUAUUGUUGGACAGAUUUGGGACCCAAGCACUACCAUGAUAUUUUUUUAAGCAGAAGCUUAACUGUGUAAAGAAGAAAGAAAAAUGCAUCAAUAAAUAAAGAAAUGUUUUUUUGAAUAUGCCUCAA